UGAACAAAGCCCCUCCUCGAUUCGAGGACUAGUCAGGCAGUCUUGUAUGACUAUAGGAUUGAAUCUAUGGGAUGGAGAGGGGAUUAUCACUGUUCUGGAGGCACUGACUUGGUUAAUGCUUGAAGUAAAACAUUGAGGAACAUCACUAGCUUGUGGUUUUUCUUUUUCACUGAGAUGGAUGUGGCUUAUACACAUAAAUAACUAAACCGCACAAGCUGGUUUAAUCCAAGCCACAUUUCUUCCAACAUUUUGAUCUCUGUACCGUGCAGAACAUGUUGCCCUAUCGUCAAACCGCUGUACCUUAUUUUAGGAUGUUAUUUAGUGAAGCAUGACAGGCUGGUUUAAGUUUGAAAUUAGAGUAUACUUCCUCAACGAACCAAACCUCCGUUAUCACGGCACUACUGAGGAAAGAUGACAAAUGACUGAUACAUCCAAACCACAUCAUUCUCCAAACAUCCUCACUGGAUUACCACUCAUCACAAUGUCAUUGCAAUGUCCUCUCUUGUUGUCCUGAAACGGUUAAUCAAAUCUGUGAAGAUAUUUGGGUAAAACUGAGAAGGGGAGGAGAAAAUGGGAAAGACAGCGAGUGUGACAACAGGAAACGCUCGUCUCUCUGUAGUUUCCUACUGAAUGUGUGACAGCUCUGCCCUCCACCUUGUUUCCACAUAACUAAGACGCGGUCAGACUAAUGCACAUUUUAAAUCAGCAUUCUGAGCCUCAUGCAGCAUCUUCGCAGAGAAACCACGUCCUCUGCAAGGAAUGAUGCUGAACCUGAGGUUGAACAAAAAGAACUUCCUUCUAGUCAUCGGUCUUGGCUGCAUCUUUGUGAGCUUGCAGAAGAUGCCUCGUUUUCAUUUUCGUGACAGUGGAAAGAAAACCACUGUUACAAUUCUGCUGUGGUACUGGCCUUAUCAGAUUCCCUACAGCCUGGAGGGUGACAAAUGCCUGAAGAAUUAUAACAUCUCUGGUUGUCACCUGGUGGAUAAUCGCACAAGCUAUUCCGACGCCGACGUUGUCGUCUUCCAUCAUCACGACCUGAAGAUACGCGGCCAGACGCUUCCGCUCCAUUUACCUCGACCAGUUCACCAGAGGUGGCUCUGGCUGUCUCUGGAAGCACCAGAAAACAAUGGGAAUUUAAACCAAUAUGCUGGGAUCUUCAACUUGACCAUGUCUUACCAUCCUGGUGCAGAUGUUACAGUACCAUAUGGGGAGAUCGAAGAGAAAGACGGCGACACAGCGACCGAUGAUUUUGUCAUGCCGAAGAAUAAGACCCAUCUGGUGUGUUGGGUGGUCACUAACUACAAGAAUCAUCACAGGAGAUCUAGCGUGUAUCAACAGCUUAAUAAGAUCCUCCCCGUGCAAGUGUACGGUCGCGCCAUGAGGAAGCCACUGAACCAAAGUGCGUUGCUGCCCACGAUUUCCCGUUGUUAUUUUUACCUUGCUUUUGAGAACUCCGAGUCUCCGCACUACAUCACUGAGAAGCUCUGGCGAAACUCCUUCAUGGCUGGAACAGUGCCUGUAGUACUGGGUCCACCACGAAGCCACUACGAGGCUGUCGCACCACCACAUUCAUUCAUCCACAUAGACGACUUUGACUCCAUAGCGAACCUGGCCACGUUCCUAAAAGAACUAGCUGGAGACUCAAAACGCUACAGGUCUUACUUCUCCUGGCACCAAAACUACACUAUCAAACUAUAUACAGAUUGGAGAGAGAGGCUAUGUAAGAUCUGCCAAGUUUAUGACAAGCUUCCUUACCAUAAAAUACACCACAAAUUACCUAGAUGGUGA
This is a messenger RNA of Ictalurus furcatus (blue catfish), 1788 nucleotides long. RefSeq names its product fucosyltransferase 7 (alpha (1,3) fucosyltransferase) (gene fut7). NCBI's taxonomy places the organism in Eukaryota, Metazoa, Chordata, Actinopteri, Siluriformes, Ictaluridae. Gene Ontology annotation, cellular component: membrane. The record is from RefSeq and is a predicted model, not a curated record. The transcript has 2 exons. Gene Ontology annotation, molecular function: alpha-(1->3)-fucosyltransferase activity. Bases 760 to 1788 code for a protein of 342 amino acids.